Aedes albopictus (Asian tiger mosquito) is the source of this 4246-nucleotide messenger RNA. RefSeq lists its product as uncharacterized. The record is from RefSeq and is a predicted model, not a curated record. Gene Ontology annotation, molecular function: zinc ion binding; nucleic acid binding. Bases 303 to 4130 code for a protein of 1275 amino acids. The transcript is spliced from 7 exons. NCBI's taxonomy places the organism in Eukaryota, Metazoa, Arthropoda, Insecta, Diptera, Culicidae. Gene Ontology annotation, cellular component: nucleus.
CUAUUUAUUCAACAGUUGUUUAUCAAUUAUUAUUAACAAACAAUAAAACACAAUUUUAGAUUUUGCUCAAGUGAUUAAUAAUAAUUAUUAUUUCAAUAUUUACUAAAAGUUACUGAAGUUGUUAAUAUAUAAUGCAUACAAUGAUACAUCUUAUUGGAUAGCAAACCUUGCUUGUAUUACAUACCUCCUUCAGAAUGAUAGCUCAACUGUUUCUCGAAAUGUUUGUAAAAUGUUACAAUCAAUAGUUACACCGUCAGGUUCACGUUUGUAUGAUAAUAAAUUACAAAUAAAACUACAACUACAUGGCUUCACAACCGGACACAAAUGUUGCCGCCCUUUGUCGCAUCUGCAUCCGCGACGUAAGUGAUGUACCAGCCGCAAAUAUUUUCGAGUCCUCUAGUAAAGAUCCCAGCAUCUACAGUAAGCUUAGCAUAAUCUGUUCCGAGGUGUUUGCCUCUGAGCCCGAGCCGAAACCAUUAGCCCAGGAGGAACAAGCGAAAGAAAAAGGUCUACCGGUGACCGUGUGCCCAGAAUGCAAAUCCAAAAUCGAUCAGGCUUUUGACCUUCACGAGCUGUGCAUCGAGAGCGACCGGAAGCUCUGGGAAAUGCUGACGGACCCUGUCGGUGUAGUAAUCAAGCAGGAAUUGGGCGAUGUGAUUCUGCCUGAGAAAAUUCAGCAACUGCCCGAAGUGUUCACAGAAUGUCUUAGUGAGCUAACGCUGAAUGUACAGCAUGGAGCUACUAAAGAAGGCACUAAAAAGUGUAAGGCCAAAGCGAAAGGGCGACGGCAGUUCCGAUGCGAAAAAUGUACGGCCACGACAGAUCGGGCGUUUGGACUGUAUAAACACAUGAGGCUUAAACAUCCCAAAGAAGCCCUUGUAUGCCAUUAUAGAAAGUGCCAUCAGGUUUUCUUCGACGAGGUCAAGUUCCAAGAACAUAGGAAUACCCACACUGUCGUCAAGCCGAACGAGCCUCAACCGUGUCCAAACUGUGGAAAGUUAUUCAAAUCGCUAGAUGGUAUCAAAGCACACGCGGAUCAAUGCGCAGGAAACACUCCUUUUCUGUGUACCGAAUGUGGCAAAGCUUAUUCCUAUGCGGCCAGCUUGCGCCAGCAUCUUAUGCGACACAAGGAAAAAUCGUUCGAAUGUGAUCAGUGUCCUGUGAAGUUUCAUACGAAUAUCAGCCUGAAGAAACACAUGCUAACGCACACGAAGGAACGAAAAUUUAGCUGCGACACUUGCGGAUCUCGGUUUACGAUGAAGCACACGCUGCUGAAGCAUAUUCAGUUGCAUACGGGUGUUCGACCUUAUCCUUGUGAUUUAUGCAGUUUGAGAUUCACAAACUCGGGCCAUUUACAGCGGCACAUGCGUACUCACACAGGAGAAAAACCGUACAAAUGUCCUCACUGUGAUCGUGCCUUCGCUCAAACCGGCGAUCUGGCCAAACACAGCAAGACCCACUUCGGGGCAAAUCCAUACAAGUGUGACCAGUGCGAUGAGGCAUUCCGUUUGAUGACUGACUUACGGAAUCACUACCGACUGCACUAUCAAGCGAGCGAUAAGGAAAAACCAGAUCGCCCAAAAACGUUCGAUUUUACUAUUGUUAGCACAUUGAAAAGGCGUGCUGAACAAGAGAAGCACUCAGGAAUUCGAAAAGUAGACCAACUGCUUGAUAAACGAAGAGAGGUUGAAAUGGUGCAAACAAUUCUUGCGGAUUUGUCGGAAUUUCCGACGUCGUGUUUGGAUUGCAACCGGCUGGCAUCCCCAUACAACAUGAACAAUUACAACUACAACUCAUACCCGGAUAACUACAAUAACUACAAUGAUUCCGGAUCUAAUUCCGACUUUUCGAACGUCCCGUUCUACUUGAUGUCGCAAAACGCUUCCAUGGGUGGAGGCGGAGGAGGAGGAAACGAUGGCAAUGCACCGAACUACAACAAUCGCAGCCAGUACAAUUAUUCCAUGAACAGCUCGCAGUCAUCAAACAGCUACUCGUCGAGCUCCUACGGGUACGGAGGCGGAUCGCAAAAUCAAGCGCAGUACCAGUACAGCGCCACUAUGUCGUCGGACAUGAGUUCGAGCCUCCCGUUCACCUAUGCCGACAAUGGCUCGGACAACAACAAACGAAAGAACCGCGGACAGCAACCGUGGGUCAAACGCGAUUCCCUGAAGCGCCCUGCUCCGUACGCCGGGGCUCGUGGAAUGAAUCUUAUGCAGAAAAUGGGCUGGAACCCGGGCCAGGGACUCGGUCGGCGGGAAAAUGGCGAACUGGAACCGUCGUUCCCCGACAUCAAGAUGGACAAGCGCGGUUUGGAUGCCGGUAAAAAGCUAAGCGUACCGAUUAACGUAAGAUCUGAGGGUGGACGCAAGCUCCAGAUGGCUACGAUUAAGCUUGUCACGGAAGGCAAAAAUCCGCUAUCGAUUCUGGAGGAGUACUGCAGCAAGAGGAAGUUGGAAGCACCUAAGUAUGCGGCGGUCGUUGAUGAAGGCCCGGUUCAUGCCAAGAAUUACGUGUUCAAAGUAACCGUGGACGGAGUGGAUUAUACGGCCGAGAAGGGCAGCAAUGUUAAGAAAUCGGCCCGGCUGGAAGCAGCCAAGAAGUAUAAUAAUCAGUCCAACCGAAAAGAAAACUACUUCCGGCAACCAUCGCCCCAGCAGGCAAUCGAAAUGAACUUUAAAAUACACACAGACGUAUCGCGUCUGUGUCGUAUUUGUUUGAAGGAAGCCAAAACCAUGGAAUACAUCUACAAGUCUUCGGAUCCGGGUCGCCCCAGUCUGCACCGAAUGCUGAGUGCCGUAUGCGCUCCGAUUUUCGACAGCGAAGACGUUCACGAGCAGAUAGCCCGGGAAUCGUUCGGAAUGCCCAAAUCAGUGUGUCGCAUUUGUAAGCUCAAGGUUGUGGCGGCAUACGAACUCUACGAGGCAUGCAUCGAAGGCGAUCGUAAACUGUGGGAGAUGAUUAUCGUCCAAAAGGAACUCAUAGGCGAUGAAGGAGCAACAGAUGAGCAGCCCAAUACGACGGAAGCACAGAACGAAAUGGGCAAAGGCGUGUCUACCAUAGAGCUACCGGAAACUGCCAAUGAUGACAGCUCAGAGAAAGACCCUGCUUCGGCAAAUACAGAGGAGUUCUACCGUAAUAAAACCAUUUUUACGUGUGAUGUGUGCUCGGUCAAUUUUAUAUCUAAAAAGCGCCUUCGAAUACACAUACUAGAAUUUCAUCCCGAGUCGGUAAAGCAAUGCCAAGAGUGCGAUGACAUAUUUGUCAGUGAAGUUCAAAUGGAAGAUCACAAGCUGUACCAUCGAACCGGGAAGCGAUUUUCCUGUGAUGUUUGCAAAAAACGAUUCAGUACCACCACGGGUCAUCGUUUGCAUGCUCGUAGUCACGUUAAAUUCACUCCGUUCCAGUGCGAUAAAUGCGACAAAAGCUUUUCGACAAUGGGCAUCCUGAAAUCGCACGUGAUGCGGCAUAACGGCCAGCGAGAUGUUGCCUGUGAGAUCUGUCCGUUGAGGUUCUACACCAAGGGAUCGCUCAAGCUGCACAUGAUAACCCACACUAAUGAGCAAAAAUUUGCAUGCGACAUUUGCGAUUCGCGAUUCAAGAACCGGGACUCGUUAAUAAAGCACACCCAGAAACACUCUGGAGAGCGACCGCAUCAAUGUACCGAAUGCACAAUGAAAUUCUUCACAACGAGCCAACUGAAAUGCCACAUCCGAACGCACACCGGAGAAAGACCGUACAAGUGCGCCUAUUGUGAUCGCGCGUUCAAGCAGUCGACCGAUUUGCUGCGACACAGUCGCAAUCAUGUCGGAGACAAGCCCUACCAAUGUGAUAUCUGUACCGAUUCGUUCAGAUUGGUAACCGAACUGCGGAACCACUACGCGGUGCACUUUAAACCGGGCGCCAAGGGGGCCGCCGAAAUGAUCGAUAAGCUGAAAACGAAAUACACCAGUAACGGCGUGAAGGAAUAUUUUUCCAUUACGACUUUAUUGAAUAGGCGCUUCGAGCAGGAAAAAGUCGAGGAGGACAUGGACACCGAGGAGGGGGGAAGUAGCAAACAAGCCGAUACCGGAAAUACUAACGAAUAUGAUAGUGCGGAUGCUGAAGAGAAAAAUGAGGUUGAAAUUGAAUAAGGUAAGGAAGUUGAACUUCCGAGGAAAUGGUAAUUGUUACGUCUAUGGACAUUGCAGGCUUCAAAUUUCGUGGACUGCAAGUAGUGUUAUAAAGAAUAAAUUAUUGAAAAUUUUAA